This is a messenger RNA of Dermacentor andersoni, 1035 nucleotides long. RefSeq lists its product as uncharacterized. The record is from RefSeq and is a predicted model, not a curated record. Lineage: Eukaryota; Metazoa; Arthropoda; Arachnida; Ixodida; Ixodidae.
CAAUAUGGCCACGUUUCAUACACCCGUACGACGAUCUAUAUUUCAUAAUUAGCCCUCAAUUUUCUUUUGUAAUAUCCAACCUUUCUUAUAUCUUCGGCCGCGGUGUCACUCUUAUAAAAAAUAUCCCCUAUUAUUAUAGUUACCAAGCAGCCCGUGUUUUCAUGCACUUUCUUUUUUUUUUCUCUAUUUCCGUGCAUAACGACUAGCAGCUGUAAACCAGCGCGUCUUAUUUGCUGAGAGUUUCAGGACAGGGAGCUGACAACCAUUAUUCAAAAGAAGAGGGCCUCACGGAACGAUAGCGCGUUCCGUACGUGCUAUAAAACAGGCCCCGUCGUCUUUGUGAGGGCACUCGUGCCUACGUACCUGCAUGGAAACAUGCGGCAUUUCGUAAAUUUAAUGGGUAUCGGCGUUUUGAUUAUAGUAACGACUCUGAUGCAAGUAACUCCUGGUAAAGAACAGCGGUCGAAGAGGAAGCGAAGCUUCGACGUUUGCGAGGAAAGAGUUGGAAUCGUGCAAAAAGCAAAAGGGGCGCAAGUGGCUGCAACCAUGGUCGACAAAUGUUUCCUGCCAAUCAUCAGCAAGUACAAGUAUACGCCGAAGAUGUUCCAGAAGGGAAUAUUCAAGAUGUGCGUUGUCUUCCGCUUUUGCUAUCAUAAGUACGUGACAAUGCGAGCGACCAACAAUACGGAUGUGAACCGCGACAAAACUUAUGACUGCAUUGCUAAGAUGGCAUCACUUCUCACUGUUGACCUCAAUCCGGAAUGGAUAGAAAAGACGAACCUGGCAAACCCCAAAGGGCUGUACUAUGAAGGCGCUGAAUGUGCGCGAAAACACAAGAUCUUCCCGGAGGAUUCCGCUAGUCUCAUGUUUACGCUAAAGUGGGUUAGAGAUACUCUCUUCUAGACGGCACAGGCAUUCGUUCAUUGAAGUGCUGAUAAUGUUCUGUUUUCUAGAGCUUUCUUCUGGUGUCAGAAUUCAACUUUUUUUGUGUAUAAUCGCAUAAACUAUUGGAAAUAAAAUUAUUCUGUCGUUCAA